Pseudomyrmex gracilis is the source of this 1634-nucleotide messenger RNA. RefSeq names its product N-sulphoglucosamine sulphohydrolase (gene Sgsh). The transcript has 10 exons. The record is from RefSeq and is a predicted model, not a curated record. The coding region runs from base 18 to 1613 and encodes 531 amino acids. Gene Ontology annotation, biological process: heparan sulfate proteoglycan catabolic process; glycosaminoglycan catabolic process. Gene Ontology annotation, molecular function: N-sulfoglucosamine sulfohydrolase activity. Lineage: Eukaryota; Metazoa; Arthropoda; Insecta; Hymenoptera; Formicidae.
CACACGCGCGCACACACAUGUUGUCACAGAACAGCAAUAUGUCAUCAACCAUCAGUUGCUUGAACAAAUCGUUAUGCAUUUUGUUUCACUUUAUCUUGCUGAUAUUACGCAACGCGCACGGAAAUGGCGGCACAUCUCAAAAAAACGUGCUUCUGCUGUUGGCCGACGAUGCGGGAUUUGAAAUGCGCUCUUACUUGAACAAAAUCUGCCAAACUCCGAAUUUGGACAAGUUGGCAAAAGAAGGAUUGUUGUUCAAUAACGCUUACACGUCAGUCAGCAGUUGUUCACCGAGUCGUUCCGCAAUACUGACUGGAUUACCGAGUCACCAGAAUGGAAUGUACGGUCUUCAUCACGGAGUUCAUCACUUCAAUUCUUUCAAUAACAUACAAAGUUUGCCAAAGAUCUUGAGAAGAAACAACAUAAGAACGGGAAUUAUCGGCAAGAAACACGUGGGUCCCGAUAACGUCUAUCCGUUUGAUUUUGCACAUACGGAAGAGAACAAUUCUAUUCUUCAAGUGGGCCGCAAUAUAACUUACAUCAAAUCACUCGUUCGCGAGUUUCUCUCACAGAAUAAGACACAACCUUUCUUUCUGUACGUUGCUUUUCACGAUCCACAUCGUUGCGGACACACUCAUCCCGAAUACGGCAAUUUUUGCGAGAAAUUUGGGAACGGUGACGUCGGAAUGGGUACCAUUCCCGAUUGGAAUCCGAUAUAUUACCAAUGGGAGCAAGUUAAAGUGCCCUACUACGUUCAAAACACCGAAGCUGCCAGGAGAGACAUAGCUGCUCAGUAUACAACAAUCUCUCGUUUAGACAAAGGUGUCGGUCUUGUGCUCGAAGAAUUGAAAAAUGCGGGGUUCAAAGACAACACACUAGUGAUUUAUACAUCCGACAAUGGCAUACCUUUUCCAAACGGUCGCACUAAUUUGUACGACUCAGGUAUGGCCGAACCUAUGAUAAUCUCAUCACCGAUCAACGGUCACAGAAAAAAUAGCGUGACGUACAGCCUGACGUCUCUACUAGAUAUAGCACCGACAAUAUUAGAUUGGUUUAACGUAACUUACACAGAUCAGAUGUCGUCAGAUGCUAACGAAAUGUCUUCUCCGCAACUGACUGGCAAAUCACUUCUUCCGUUACUUCGUGAGGAGCCCGUAGAAAAUAAUACAGCGAUCUUUGCUAGUCAGACGCAUCACGAAGUUACUAUGUAUUAUCCUAUGAGGGUGAUUAGGACCAAGCGUCACAAACUAAUACAUAACAUCAACUACAGAAUGCCAUUUCCUAUUGAUCAAGAUUUCUAUCUAUCCCCGACCUUUCAGGACAUUCUAAACAGAACAAGAAAGAAGGAGCGUCUACCAUGGUACAAAACAUUGGAAAAAUAUUAUCAGAGACCUGAGUGGGAAUUAUAUGAUCUAAAGUAUGAUCCAGAAGAAUUAAAUAAUAUUGCUUCAAAAUCAUCAGCAAAGAAUAUAUUUCUUGAACUACGAGAUCGACUGUACAAUUGGUUGAAAAUAACAAAGGAUCCAUGGUUGUGUGCACCAAAUGGUGUUCUAGAAAUCUCAGAACAUAACAAAGAAAAUCCCAUAUGUAUGCCACUGGACAAUUUGGAUUAUUAAAAUAAAUUAGUUUUAAUAACA